GCAUUGCCAGUCUUGUGUUGCCUUCUUCGUAAAAGCUCUUUUCUGCAACUACGUCUACCAGUUUCUUCAGGAAUGCAAGCUGCUUUAUUGGUGGUCCUCAUAGGAGUUUGGAUCGUUAGUGCCUGGUAUGAUCCAGUGUUCGUAAAUGAGCUCAGGGGUCUGGUGAAAGACGUAAAAGACAGAGUUUUGCUAGACGCUCUCAGAAAAAAUGUUCAUCUAAACCGCACUACGAAGGAAGCAGUUGUCAACGAGAUCCUUGAACUACAAGACGAGAAAACUCAGAAAGCAUAUGCAACUAAAGUGCAAAAGAAAAAGCAAUUGCGUAAAGCACGGUAUGACGAAGCAAUCGAAGGCUUAAAAGCAGUGGAGGACUACUUGGAACAAGCUGAAAAGAUCAACAAUGACACGGCCAUCACAGAUGAUGAUGCAAGAACGAAGAUGAAAGAAUUGAAAAGAAAGCUGAACCUAAAGCAGCGCAGACUUGCGGUACAAGUGGAGAAGCUUAAUUAUGAAGAAGAAUGAUUUUCAUUGGGAAUCUGAAUCUAAUA
Molecule: messenger RNA, 548 nt
Organism: Cylicocyclus nassatus
Lineage: Eukaryota; Metazoa; Nematoda; Chromadorea; Rhabditida; Strongylidae
Source: the annotation of a GenBank genome assembly